GGCUGGGAGUUCGUCGGUGUGAAGCGCAGAGCCGUCCGAAAGACGCAUGCGCGCCGAUGGGUUGGUUGUGUUUAUAACCGGGGAUGGCUGGUAAAGGGAGGAGGGGGAUAAUAACGUGGUUUCUUGGCGGGCUUCGGACAGUUACGCGCACAGCACAUGUUUUUUAGGUUUCAAUAAUGUGACUGCUGAGAUCAACAUGUCUGCUCUCUGUCCUCCUCCUUCUCCUGCUGUUGCCAAGACAGAAAUUGCACUAAGUGGAGAAUCACCAUUAUUAGCUGCCACAUUUGCAUAUUGGGAUAAUAUUCUUGGUCCCAGAGUCAGACAUAUUUGGGCUCCAAAAACAGAGCAACAGCUUCUCAGUGAUGGAGAAAUAACAUUCCUUGCGAAUCAUACUCUCAAUGGAGAAAUACUUCGAAAUGCAGAGAGUGGUGCAAUAGAUGUGAAGUUUUUUGUUUUAUCUGAGAAAGGGGUCAUUAUUGUAUCCUUAAUUUUUGAUGGAAAUUGGAAUGGAGACCGAAGUACAUAUGGAUUAUCAAUAAUACUUCCACAGAGCGAGCUUAGUUUCUACCUUCCCCUGCACAGAGUGUGUGUUGACAGAUUGACACACAUUAUAAGGAAAGGAAGAAUAUGGAUGCAUAAGGAAAGACAAGAACAUUUCCAGAAGUCUAUUAUGGAAGGUGCAGAAAGAGUGGAAGAUCAAGGCCAGAGUAUCAUUCCAAUGCUGACAGGGGAGGUCAUUCCUGUGAUGGAACUCCUAUCAUCUAUGAAAUCACACAGUGUUCCAGAAGAAAUAGAUAUACGUGAUACCGUGCUUAGUGAUGAUGACAUUGGUGACAGUUGUCACGAAAGUUUCCUACUUAAGGCCAUAAGUUCACAUCUGCAAACCUGUGGUUGCUCAGUUGUUAUAGGAAGCAGCGCAGAAAAAGUUAAUAAGAUAGUACGGACACUGUGCCUCUUUCUCACUCCAGCAGAGCGAAAAUGUUCUCGCCUUUGUAGAAACGAAACAUCGUUUAAGUAUGACUCAGGUCUAUUUGUGCAAGGGUUACUGAAGGAUGUGACUGGAAGCUUUGUGUUGCCUUUCCGUCAAGUGAUGUAUGCCCCGUACCCUACCACGCACAUAGAUGUAGAUGUUAACACAGUGAAACAGAUGCCUCCAUGCCAUGAACAUAUUUACAAUCAACGACGGUACAUGAGAUCUGAACUAACAGCAUUUUGGAGAGCUACUUUGGAUGAAGAAAUGCCUCUAGAUACCAUCAUCUAUACGGAUGAAAGUUUUACACCCGACUUGAAUGUUUUCCAAGAUGUUCAGCACCAAGAUACUUUAGUAAAAGCUUUCUUAGAUCAGGUCUUUCAUUUGAAACCUGGAUUGUCUCUAAGGAGUGUAUUUCUUGCACAGUUCCUCUUAGUCCUUCACAGAAAAGCCUUAACUCUCAUCAAAUACAUCGAAGAUGAUACGCAAAAAGGCAAAAAGCCUUUUAAAUCUCUUCGUAACUUGAAGAUAGACCUGGACUUAACAGCAGAGGGCGAUCUUAACAUAAUAAUGGCUUUUGCCGAAAAGCUCAAACCUGGUUUACAUUCGUUUCUUUUUGGUCAACCUUUUUAUACCAGCGUGCAAGAACACGAUGUCCUCAUGUCAUUUUAAAGACCUUUUAAUAUGGGUUGGUUGCAGCCUCAUAAUACUAUUUGAAAAGUUUUUGUAAAGGGAAAAAAAUGCUUCUCUUCGUAAUCACAUGCUGCUCUCCACUGCAACUGAAUGUAAAUUUACACUACAGCCUGUAGAAGGAAGAGGUGAAAAAAAGAAUUUGCUUUCAAAUUUAUUCAAUUUAGGCAGGCUCAGAGGCUCUAUUUUGCUUAUAGUAAGAGACAAUAUCAUUACGUGCGGUCAGAAUGCUAACUGGAGCUUUCAAAACAAUAAAGCAACAGAAAUGUUUUAAAAUAGUUUUUGUUGGAGCACAAAGAUAGUUUUUGUUUAGAGCGUUAUCAUUUUUGUUCUUGGUGUUGGGCAAAAUGAGACAUUCACCCCUUCUCUAUUUUGAGAUACUAAACUACAAACAAGUGUCGUAUGCUGACAGAAGACCGCAAUUUCCAUGGGGUAUUUGCUUUAGAUAGUACCAACUUCCUUCCUUCUCUCACACUUUUUAACAGCUCCUAGAAAUUGUGGCAUUAUCUAUUUAAAUACAGCUAUAAAACACUGUGCUUAGAAAAGUCACUUAGUUUGGAAUUGGACAUAACUGGAAUCGGACAUGAUCCUGGAGAGAAUUUUUAAAUUAGUAAAGUAUCACCAAUCAUACUAGUGCCCAGUGAAUCUACUCUGUUGCUGGUAAGUUAGCACAGAUGUCACACUGCUUAAUGACUGACCACAUUGUAGGUAAUUAGAAAACAAAGUGAAUACAAAAGCUUAGCUUUUGUUAAAGAGGGGUUAAGUAACUCUUCUGUAUUCUGAAUGAAAGCCAAAUAAAUAUGCUUAUUCUAUAUUUAUGAAUUGAUGGAUGGUAACAAAAUUCUGCUUUUUUCUUAAAUGACAUCAGCUUCCACUUGUGUUGUACAUGUCUUCCUUGUGUCUGCAUGGUAUUGGAUAUUUAUAUUGAUUUUAUUAUGCAGGUUUCAUAAGUAAAAAAUCUGAAUAUCUGCUGUUA
Pantherophis guttatus is the source of this 2636-nucleotide messenger RNA. RefSeq names its product C9orf72-SMCR8 complex subunit (gene C9orf72). The record is from RefSeq and is a predicted model, not a curated record. Gene Ontology annotation, biological process: endocytosis; autophagy. NCBI's taxonomy places the organism in Eukaryota, Metazoa, Chordata, Lepidosauria, Squamata, Colubridae. Gene Ontology annotation, cellular component: autophagosome; endosome. Gene Ontology annotation, molecular function: guanyl-nucleotide exchange factor activity.